AUGGAUAUUAAGAAAAAAAGAACAUUUAAAAUCUCACUGGUGUCUUUUACUCCUCUUCUCCUUGCCUUACCUAUUUUUUCGGUUGCAGUAAGUAAUACUAUCACCAGCAGCUCUUACUCUCCUCCAACUUAUAAUCAAAUGAUGCAUGCCUUAGAAAAUUUACUUCAAUACUAUGAAAGGAAUGCUGAACAUAUUAUCGUAGAUGCCUACUAUGGAUUAAAAGUUACAACCGCUAAUGAUACUUUUAUUGUCUAUUCAUCAAUCCGACAUGUAGCAUUAAUCCAACAGACUAUUCACAGCUAUGAGAAUGGAAAAUCGAAACUGGAAGAGAAACAAAUUGAUCGUCUUAAACAAAUUUAUCAAGAUGCCCUCCGAAUUUCAAAGCGAAUCGAAGAAACAUCAGGGCGUAAUUCUUCAGCAUAUAUGAAGCAUAGUAAAAUGCUACAUACAUCUUUCCCAUUCCCUGAACGAUUAGCCAAGUUAGAGUUGGUCAAAGAUACUCCUAAUAAUAGUGGCAAUAGUUCCAUAGAUUUUAUUAAAAUAUCUGAUCAGUGCUUGUGGGAUAUGAUGGGUGGAGGACUACGUCAUCCACCAGUUUGUACAAUUAACGAUUCUUGCUGGCGUGGACUGACGGAUUUUAGUACAGAGGGCUACAUAAUAACUCAUCAAUUUUUAUUAAUAUUUGUUGGUGAGCAAUUUAACUGUACUGAGAAAAUGAAUCAACUCAGCCAAAAUUUAGGUGGAAUUGAAAAAGUAAAACAGGCUCUGUGUACUCGUAUUUACUAUCAAAUGACGAAAGCUUUAGAAAAAGGUUUAGUUACUGGAAAGAUGCAAGAUUUAUUCAUAGAGCAGAUCUAUAUCUGUGGAGGUACUGGUGGCUACCAGCAGUUCCUUCGUCCUGAAUUUUUAUCUAUGAUCCUAAAAUGGCGAACCAAAGAUGGAUGUUUCUCGCCCUACCAUGGACAAUAUAUUAGUUUACACCCCAAAUUGGCUAGGAAGUAG
This is a messenger RNA of Trichoplax adhaerens, 1002 nucleotides long. RefSeq lists its product as uncharacterized. The coding region runs from base 1 to 1002 and encodes 333 amino acids. NCBI's taxonomy places the organism in Eukaryota, Metazoa, Placozoa, Uniplacotomia, Trichoplacea, Trichoplacidae. The transcript is spliced from 3 exons. The record is from RefSeq and is a predicted model, not a curated record.